Molecule: messenger RNA, 2523 nt
Organism: Pundamilia nyererei
Lineage: Eukaryota; Metazoa; Chordata; Actinopteri; Cichliformes; Cichlidae
Product: protein-glutamine gamma-glutamyltransferase K-like
Exons: 14
Coding region: 67-2427 (786 amino acids)
Biological process (GO): peptide cross-linking
Molecular function (GO): protein-glutamine gamma-glutamyltransferase activity
Source: RefSeq, a predicted model, not a curated record
CAUCGAAGACAAGAUUUCUCCCUCCAGACUGCAUUUCUUUCACAUUUCUUCUCAAACUGAACUGAAAUGCCUGCAGAGAGGCGAUCAGCAAGAGGCAGAUCUGCAGUAGGUCGCUUUCCAUCUGUCACUUUUGGAUUUGAGGAGGACACAGAGGCAGAAAAAGAAGAGCCAAAGGAAAACAAUGUUAAAAAAGGAAAUGCAUGCAAGGAGUGGCUGCGUAAGGUCUGCCCAUGCUGCUGUCCCAAGCAUGAUGAUGCCAUAGACACUGAGGUCACGCUGGUUGAUGGGCCGGGUAAGGAGGACGGGGGAAACGGCGAGAAACCUGUGCCUGGUGACAAAGAGGUUGACGAAGUCCUUCUCAAAGUGAAGUCAAUAGACCUCCUGAAAAGCAAAUCAGGGGCGAAUCGCACAGAGCAUCACACUCAUCUCUACCAAAGUGAUAAUUUAAUCAUCCGCAGGGGGCAGAGUUUCGAGAUGUGGAUAACCUUAUCUCGACCUUUCAACCCCUCCUCCGAUGAGCUUCAUCUCGACCUUAAAACAGGUCCACUGGCAGUAGUGGCAAAGGGAACUCAUGUAAUCAUCCCACUGGUGGCGAAGCUGGAGGGUGAUCGCUGGGAGGCUGCUGUUGUGAAACAGGAGGACAAAAAGAUAAAACUGUUGGUGAAUUCUCCAGCCACAGCCGUCAUUGGCCGAUAUCAACUCACAGUGGAAACAAAUAAUCAAAAUGGAUCGGCCAGUUCCACACAUGACCCUGCCAAUGACAUCUACAUAUUGUUUAACCCCUGGUGUCAAGAUGACAUUGUGUACAUGGAUUCUGAAGAUGAAAGGCAAGAGUACAUCCUAAAUGACACUGGACGAAUCUACUAUGGCACAAAGGAUCAAAUUGGAGCGAGGACAUGGAACUACGGACAGUUUAAUGACAGGAUUCUGGCUGCUUGCCUCUUUGUCAUGGAAAAGAGUGGAACUUCUCCAUCUGGGUGGGGUGACCCAAUUAAUGUGGUGCGAAUCAUCUCAGCAAUGGUAAACUCCCCUGAUGACCAAGGUGUUUUGGAGGGAAACUGGUCAGGAGAUUAUUCAAAUGGAACUUCUCCAACAGUGUGGAGUGGAAGUGUAGAAAUCCUUGAGGAAUACCACAAAAAGAAUGGAACCCCUGUUAAAUAUGGCCAAUGCUGGGUCUUUGCUGGUGUAGUCACUACAGUUUUACGGUGUUUAGGCAUUCCCACCCGAACCGUGACCAACUUCAGCUCAGCACAUGACACAGAUGUUUCAUUGACAACAGAUGUGUACCUGGAUGAGAACCUGGAGCCUAUAGAGAACCUCAAUGUGGACUCAAUUUGGAACUUCCAUGUGUGGAAUGACUGCUGGAUGGCUCGUAAGGACUUACCUCCUGGCCACGGAGGAUGGCAGGCUGUCGACGCCACGCCUCAAGAGACCAGCCAGGGCACCUACUGCUGUGGCCCUGCUUCUCUCGCCGCUGUGCGCUAUGGUCAGGUCUACCUGAAACGUGACACGGCUUUUGUGUUUGCUGAGGUGAACAGUGAUAAAAUCUACUGGCAGAAGAAUGCAGAUGGGACCUUCACUCAAAUAUACAGUGAGAAAAAGAUUGUGGGCAUCUCCAUCAGCACCAAAGCAGUUGGCUCUAAUGAACGCAGUGAUAUCACCCACCUUUACAAACAUCCUGAAGGCUCAAAUGAGGAACGCAUCGCUGUGGAAACAGCAUGUAGCUUUGGCUCCAAAGCAAAAGCUUAUUCAUCUCCUACAGCUCAGGAUGUCUCUUUAGAAGUUACGCUAGAUGGUGAAGGUCCUAAAAUGGGAAAAGAUGCAGAGCUGAUGAUCACGUUGAAAAACAGCAGUUCACAGCAACGCAGUGUCAGUCUGCACAGCCAGGUGUCAGUCAUGUACUACACCGGUGUCCACAAAGCUACAGUCAGAACUGACACGACAGAUAUAGAAGUACUUCCCAAUGAGGAGAAGAUUCUGGAGUGGGCCCUGGAAUACAAAGACUACAAGGACAAACUGAUAGAUCAGGCUGCCCUGAUGCUUACAGUAUCAGGCAGGGUCACAGAAACACAGCAGAUCCUUGCUACUCAGUUCAGUUUCCGACUCAGAACACCAGACCUCAUCAUUAAACCACUGGGGAAGGCUGUGGUAGGAGAGAAGAUGUCAGUAGAGAUUUCAUUUACUAAUCCACUGCCACAAGUGCUGAAAGCAGUGGUAUUCCAUGUGGAAGGACUUGGCCUUCUGACUGCUCGAAUGAUAAAUUAUGGAGAUAUUGGCAGCCACGCUUCUGUGUCUCUCACUGAGCGGUUCAUCCCCACCCUUUCUGGAACGAGAAAAUUACUAGUUUCACUGGACUGUAAGCAGCUCACACAGGUUCAUGGUGUGAGUGACAUCACUGUGGAGGAGAAAAGCAACGCCCCUCUAUAGUGAUAAUAGAGCCACUUUGAGGCUGAAUGCUGACAGUUAUUUCCUUUAUAUAGGCACUGAUUGUGUCUUUUUUCCUGCUUUUUGCCUUCUAUAUGA